CCCCGGUCUCUUAGGUGAUGCGGCAGCCAAGAUGGCGCUGGCGGUGUGUGUGGCGGCCUGAACGUCAUGCUCCGGGCUCCCGGCGGAGUCAGUGGUGGCGGCGGCGGCUGCUGGAGCCUCAGCCGGGGUCUCAAGUCUCCCCCGGGUGUGAGCGCCCAGGCGCCCCUCCUCUGGCCGCCUGAGUCCGGUCAGAGUGGAGACGGCCCUGAAGAGAAGAGGCUGUAAGGAGCGGCGAGAGCGCGCGGCUCCCGGCGCCCUGGCACCAUGGCCGGGAUCAUCAAGAAGCAGAUCCUGAAGCACCUCUCCAGAUUUACCAAAAAUUUAUCUCCUGACAAGAUAAAUCUAAGUACCCUUAAAGGUGAAGGUGAAUUGAAAAAUUUGGAGUUGGAUGAAGAGGUACUCCAGAAUAUGUUGGAUUUACCCACAUGGCUGGCAAUCAACAAAGUUUUUUGUAAUAAAGCAUCCAUUAGGAUCCCAUGGACAAAACUGAAAACACAUCCUAUCUGUUUGUCUUUAGAUAAAGUAAUAAUGGAGAUGAGUACAUGUGAAGAACCUCGGGCCCCUAAUGGCCCAUCGCCAAUUGCAACUGCGUCAGGACAAAGUGAAUAUGGCUUUGCUGAAAAAGUAGUAGAGGGAAUUACCGUUUCUGUAAAUUCUAUUGUCAUCAGAAUUGGAGCAAAAGCUUUCAAUGCAUCUUUUGAACUUUCUCAGCUGCGGAUCUACAGUGUCAAUGCCAACUGGGCACAUGGAGAUUUAAGGUUUACUCGUAUUCAGGAUCCACAGAGAGGAGAAGUUCUGACAUUUAAAGAAAUAAAUUGGCAGAUGAUUCGGAUAGAGGCAGACGCUACCCAAAGUUCACAUCUUGAAAUUAUGAGUGCUCCUGUUCGAUUAAUAACCAACCAAUCAAAAAUCAGAGUCACGCUUAAAAGAAGAUUGAAGGACUGCAAUGUCGUAGCAACAAAGUUAGUUCUGAUAUUGGAUGACUUAUUAUGGGUUUUAACGGAUUCACAGUUGAAAGCUAUGGUACAGUAUGCAAAAUCUCUAAGUGAAGCCAUAGAAAAAUCAACAGAACAAAGGAAGAGUAUGGCUCCUGAACCCACACAGAGCUCCACAGUCACUGCUGCUACCCAGCAAGUGAAGACACCACAGACCUCAAAUGCUCCUGAUCUGAACGAUGCAAUUGUGAAACUAUUCAACGACUUCGAUGUGAAGGAAACCUCUCAUCACUUGGUGAUUUCUCAUCUGGAUCUACACAUAUGUGAUGAUAUUCAUGCAAAGGAAAAAGAGUCAAACAGACGUAUCACUGGAGGUGCUAUGCAACUCUCUUUUACAUACCUAACCAUAGAUUAUUAUCCUUAUCAUAAAGCAGGAGAUAGUUGUAAUCAUUGGAUGUAUUUUAGUGAUGCAACCAAAACGAAAACUGGAUGGGCCAAUGAGUUGUUGCAUGAAUUUGAGUGCAACGUGGAAAUGCUUAAGCAGGCUGUGAAGGAUCAUAAUGUAGGCUCACCUCCUAAAUCCCCGACACAUGCCUCUCCCCAGCACACACAAGCAGAGAAGGAGUCUGCUCUGAAAGGGACCUCCAGAGUGUCUACGGUGUUACCGCAACAAUCAAAAGCUAAGCUGAUGUCGAGUUCUGUUGUGGUUAGGCUUGCAGAUUUCAAUAUAUACCAGGUCUCUACAGCAGAACAAUGUCACUCUUCCCCCAAAAGUAUGAUUUCCUGCAAUAAAAAAUCACUGUAUCUUCCACAAGAAAUGUCAGCUGUCUAUAUAGAAUUCACAGAAUAUUACUAUCCUGAUGGAAAGGAUUUUCCAAUUCCAUCUCCCAACCUUUAUGGCCAGCUGAAUGCACUACAGUUUACUGUGGAUGAAAGAAGCAUUCUGUGGUUAAAUCAGUUUCUGUUGGAUUUAAAACAGAGUCUUAAUCAGUUUAUGACUGUGUACAAGUUGAACGACAAUUCAAAAUCUGACGAGCAUGUUGAUAUUCGAGUUGAUGGCUUAAUGUUAAAGUUUGUCGUUCCUUCUGAAAUGAAAUCUCAGUGCCACCAAGAUCAACCUUGUGCUAUUUCCAUUCAGAGUUCUGAAAUGAUUGCUACUAACACAAGGCACUGUCCAAACUGUCGACAUUCUGAUCUAGAAGCUUUGUUUCAAGACUUCAAAGAUUGUGAUUUUUUUAGUAAAGCAUACACUGGCUUCCCUAAAUCUUGUGACAGCUUUAAUCUUCUACAUCCAAUCUUUCAGAGGCAUGCUCAUGAACAAGAUACCAAAAUGCACGAAGUUUACAAAGGAAAUAUUACCCCAAAAUUGAAUAAACACACUCUUAAGACUUCUGCUGCCAUGGAUGUUUGGGCUGUGUACUUUUCUCAAUUUUGGAUAGAUUACGAAGGGAUGAAAAGUGGAAGAGGACGACCAGUAAGUUUUGUAGACUCUUUCCCUCUAUCUAUCUGGAUUUGUCAGCCGACCAGAUACACAGAGUCACAAAAAGAUCUGCAGACUUGUAACCAGGUACCUAUGAAUACAUCACAGAGUGAAUCUAGUGACCUGGCUGGCCGGCUGAAGCGAAAGAAGCUCUUAAAGGAGUUUUACAGCACAGAAUCUGAGCCUGUGACAGGUGGUGGCCAAAAGCCUUCAUCCGAUACAUCGUUGAAAAUUUCCCCUUCAUCAUCAGAUGCAGACAUUCAUGUUCUGGUCCAUGUUCAAAAACAUGUUAGUAUGCAGAUCAAUCACUACCAGUAUCUGCUCCUACUUUUCCUGCAUGAGUCACUUAUUCUAUUUACGGAUAACUUAAGGAAAGAUGUAGAAGCUGUGACUGGCAGUCCUGCUACUCAGACAUCCAUUUGCAUUGGAAUUUUACUUAGAAGUGCAGAGCUGGCUCUUUUGCUGCAUCCAGUGGAUCAGACAAAGUCUCCUGUUUCAGAUAGUGUGAGCCCAGUGGUUCCUGAGGAUUUGCCACCAGAAAAUGGAGAAUUUUUGUCUUCUAAAAGAAAACAAGUUAGUAGUGGUAUAAAUCCAGUUAGAAGCAUAGCUGUUAAUCAUAUGUCAGACAACAGAUCUAUGAGUGUUGACCUUACCCAUGUUCCUUUAAAGGACCCUUUGCUUUUUAAAUCAGCUAGUGACACAAAUCUGCAAAAAGGUACUUUUCUGGACUAUUUAUCAGAUAAGCAUUUAGGGAAAAUAAGUGAAGAUGAAAGUAGUGGGCUUGUUUACAAAGGUGGCUCAGGAGAAAUUGGAUCAGAAAUAAAUGACAGAAAAGAUUCAUCUUAUACAGAUUCAAAUCGUGUCGUAAACUGCCAGGAAGACUUGAAUAGGCUGUCACUGGAUAACGAUGAUCAUCAAAACACACUUUCAAAUAGUUUAGGUAGUAAAGGAAGUGAAACCACAGAGUCAAACAGUAAGCCUGAAGAUUUGCUUCUAGAUGCAGCUUCAUCCCCUGACAACCUGGAAAUCAGUAAGGAAGAGACAUCUGCAGUUAAAACACUUAAAUCACAGUCGUCUUUAAGUGGGAAGCCUAAGGAACGUUGCCCAUCCAACCUGCCUCCUCUCAGUGUUUCUCAUAAGAACAUGAAGAGAAGCUCCUCCCAAAUCUCGUUGGAUACUAUCUCCCUUGACAGCAUGAUAUUGGAAGAGCAGCUGUUGGAAAGUGAUGGAAGUGAUAGUCAUGUGUUUUUGGAAAAAGAAAUUAAAAAGAACUCUACUACCAAUUACCAGAGCCCAGCAGAGAAUGUAAGCACCAGUGCAAAUCUGCAGAAAUACGGUGAAUCCUCUCCAGAUGCCAUUAGUACGAAUUCAGAGGGCGCGCAAGAAAACCAUGAUGACCUGAUGUCAGUUGUGGUGUUUAAAAUUACUGGUGUUAAUGGGGAAAUUGAUAUCCGAGGAGAAGAUACAGAAAUCUGUCUUCAGGUGAACCAGGUGACGCCAGAUCAAUUAGGCAAUAUCAGUCUUCGGCAUUACCUUUGUAAUCGUCCAUUAGGUUCUGAUCGGAAAUCUGUAAUUCAUUCCAAAUCUUCUCCUGAGAUUUCACUGAGGUUUGAAAGUGGGCCUAGUGCUGUAAUACACUCUUUGCUUGCAGAAAAAAAUGGAUUUCUACAAUGCCAUAUAGAAAACUUUAGCACUGAGUUUCUUACGUCUUCUCUUAUGAAUAUUCAGCACUUUUUGGAAGAUGAAACUGUUGCAACAGUAAUGCCAAUGAAGAUACAAAUUUCUAACACAAAAAUAAAUUUAAAAGAUGACAGUCCUCGGAGCAGCACAGUAUCCCUUGAGCCAACUCCUGUAACUCUGCAUAUUGAUUGUCUUGUAGUGGAAAGAAAUGAUGAUGGCUCUUUUCAUAUCAGAGAUUCUCAUGUGCUGAACACUGAAAAUGAUUUGAGAGGAAAUGUCAGCAGUGACUCUGCGCUGCCAGCCAGUAACAAGGGUGGUCAGAAGCAGCAGCACAGUGUCACACAGGCCACUCAGACCGUCGCAGAGGCCCUGUGGCCUUCGCAGUCAGCGAACUUGCCCGAGUGCUCCUUUGUCCUUACGAGGGAACAGCUCAUGGAAGAGAAUGAAUCUCUUAAGCAGGAACUGGCUAAAGCUAAAAUGGCUCUUGCAGAGGCUCACUUAGAAAAAGAUGCGCUUCUUCAUCAGAUAAAGAAGAUGACAGGAAGCCUCUAGCGAGGCAGAAACAUCAUGUGGAAAAGCUGCUCACCUCGUGGUGCACAGGAAGCAGAUAAAGGAAGAGAGCCAGGUACCAGUUUACUCCCCAAGGUCACGCCCUCAUGAUCCACUGCCUUCAGCGAGGCCCUACCACCUGCUUCCAGCACCUCCUGUUAAUCCCAUCAAAGUAUGAUGUCAUCAGUGGGUUAACCCACUGGUGCAAGUAGAGCCCUCAGCAUGCAGUGACCUUCUGAGGGCCCCACCUCUGAAUGCAUCAGACUUUAGAUUCAUUUUUAAGACCUAAACCAUAACAACUACUAGAUAAAUUGAGUUGCCUAGGAGUGUCUGUAUUUACUCUUCCAGUAUUCCUCCAAUUAUUGUUUAAAUGCUUCUCCUGUUGCUACAGACCUCUAACACUCAAGCCAGUGACUGCAUAUUUCACUGUUGAAGAUGAAAGUAAUCAAGAAAAUUUUUGUGUGAACAUAUGCCCACACACAGCUCCCAGAAAAGCCUUGCUGCCCAUUUGCAAGGAGCAUGCUUGGCUGAUAGUCCCCGGCUACUAAUGCCGCCAGGGUUUGGGCGAAGGCCACAAGCCUGUCCGGUGGACCCCAGUCAAGGCAGCGAGCAGGAGCCUGUCAUUUCCGUCCAGCAGGACUCCUCCAGUGGGCAGUCGUGUUGGGGCAUCGUCAUGGGCAUCUGGGGGCUGAUGGCUCCCCAGACCUGUUUUCCCCCACAGACGUUAAUCCCCUGUUGACAUUUUAACUUUCUCAUUCUGUCUCAUUGUCUGCUUCCUGAAAACCUACUGUGCAAAUACCUCAUCCUCUCUCUGUCCAUCUAUCAGGCUGUUCCUCACUUACACUGACUGGCCUCAGGGGAUGAUAUGGGCUGCCCAGAACCUUUUCUUGUGUAUACCUUUAAGCCAUUCUAGGAUUUUCCCUCUGAAAUCGUUCCCUUUCCCUCUUCCAUCAGUAACUUUCUAUAGAAUUGUUUUUGCUAACACACAAACAUGUAAAAUCUCUCUUUCUAAAAAAAAAACCCAAAAUGGGCAAAAUACUUUCCUUGAUCUUUCAUUCCCCUUCAUAUUGUAUUUCUUACUCCUCUCCAUAGAAAAACUCUUAAGAAUACUAUGUUUCCUUUUCCUUUCUCAUUUUGUCCUGAACCUAGUCUGCUUAGGCGUUUGUUCCUGACAGCAGACAAAUUGAAACUAAAUGUGUCGGGGCUGGGGAUUUAGCUCAGCAGCAUAAGCACCUGCCUUGCAAGCAGACAGUCGUGAGUUCAAUCCCCGGUACCAAUAAAAAAAAAAAAAAAGAAAGAAAGAAACUACACGUGUCCAGUCUCUCUUUGUUUCUGUUUUUGGUCCUAUGUAUCUUUCAUUUAUUUUUAUCACCAUUUAUCUUUCAGGGUCUGCCCUCUCCCAUGUCUUUUGCCACUCAUUUCAAUGGCUUCCCCUUUCAGACUUUUUUACUAAAUCCUUUAGAAUGUCCCCCAGAAGUCUCAUGUGUUCAGAGCUGAGACUUGGAAGGUGUUUAGAUUGUGGGCCGUAACACUGAUUAGUGGAUUAACCCACUGAUGAGUGCGGAGCUGAAUGUGCUGUUGGAGGUGGAGUCUGCUCAGAAGAGGUGGGUCACUGGGAACAUGGCCCCGAAAGAUACAUUCUUGACUGAGGCCCCUCCUUUCUUUCUGCUUCCUGGCUUCCUUGAAUGAGCCGCUUUCCUCUGCCAUGCUGUUUCUGUCUUGGAGAGAGCCAACCAUGGACUGCACUCUGUGUAACCAUGAGCUAACAUACACCUCUCUCCUCCAGUUGUGGGGUCAGGUAUUUUCUCUCAGUGAUGGCAAAGUAACUAAUACUCUUCCAUGUGGGCCUGGGGUUCCUCUCUGUCCAUGCUCGGGUCCUUGUUGAUCUCUUCUGGUCUUCAUGGAUGUAAAUACUACAGAUGCAUUGACUAUACCCAAGUUCAUAUUCUGGCCCUGGCUUCUUCCCUAACUUUUAAAUUCAUAUAUUCAACUGCUUGAGUAUUUCAGUUUGUGCUCUGUGUUAGUAGCUCUGCCACAGAAAGCAGAGGGCAUCAAUUUUGAUCCUGUGAGAUGAGUCCAUUUCUUUAAGAUGUUCGGUUUUUAAGUGUUGGAUUAUAUAUAAUAUUAGGUAAUUUUGUGCAGUUUCUCUCUCUCUCUCUUACUUCAUGUACUUACUUUCUUUUUGUUAUGUGAUUUGCCAGAGACAGGUUUGAGGUUGGCUUGCUUUUUGUAAAGAUAUUUACUGGAUACUUAGAAUAAUUUAGAAUCUUAUUUUAGCUAUUUUCAGAUAUGUAAUUUAAGUAAUUUAGUGUGAUGAAAAAACAAUUUUAUCUUCUGAUCAUUUGAAAAGAUGUUGAUAAACUAUAUGCUUCAUCUCUACUAUAAUUUUCCCAGCUUUCAAUACCAUGCUUAUUAGCAUUUAGUUUCUGGAAUCCAUUUUUCAUGUUUUGAAAAUGGAAACAUCUGUGCUUCGUCAGUCUUCUGGCAACUCUUGUGUUCCUCUCCAUGUCUCAAAGCUGCUGACAGUGGUUCCCAGUUACAGCGCUCAGUGUUAUGUUUUAUACUCAUGGAUGUAAUUAACUGCUGGCUGAAGAUGUGAACCAGAUUUAGGGAACUAGGUGUGUUCUUGCUGUGCUUCAACUGCUUCAUAAUAAUGCUUAUUUAGCCCUCUUAAAUUUGAAAAUUAUCUUUCUAGAUGAACGUAAGUGAUGCAGCUCUUAUGAACAAUUUAUCCCCUCAAGCAGCAGGUCUUUCUCUUCUAAUAUUUUUUUAGAUCUAAUAAAAUUUCAAAAUCAUUUAUCACUUUUUAAAGCUAUGUGGUAAGAAUAUAUUAUAUAGAGAGAUUGUCUUUAUUUGGGUGAUAAGUUGUAUGCUUCACUGGAAGAUGUUGAACAUAUUUUUCUCUACUUCUUACCUUUUGCUGGAGGAUUAAAAAUGAAAGGGUUCAUAAACAUAGACAUAUAAAUCAUUGAACAGACCUGAGAACCUAGAAAUGAAUUCAUAUUCAUGCGAUCAAUUGAUUUUCAUUAAAGGUGCCAGAGAAAUUCAAUGGGAAAAGAAUGGUUUUUCAAAAAGUCAUUUUAAAAUGCCUCGCUGUCUACAUGGAAAUGAAAUGAACUUUGAUUUCCUCAUGUCAUAUAUCAAAGUUAAUUUAAAGUAGAUCACGGGCCUAAAUUUCAGGCCAAAAUUAGUAUGUAGUGUAGAAAAAAAAGUUGGUAAUCUUGGGAUAAAACACAGAAAGCAUGAACCAUACGUGAAAAAAUAUACUUCAAAAAAUUAGUCUUCUGUUUGUUUAAAACAUUAAAGAGAAAUGACAAGGCAAACUACAGCUUAGGAGAAAAUAUGUGCAGACAUUAUCUGAGAAAACAUUUGUAUCCAGUUCUCAUUAAGAACUUUUACACUUAAUGAUCGGAUACGCAAUUUUAAAAAACAGGCAAAUGUUUCAUAUAAACUCUUAAUAGAAAGAUGUUCGACUCUAUUGGAGGUACAUGGUGGCAGAGGCCUGUAACCCCAGCACGCUGGGACAUUGCGGCAGGAGGCUGGUAAGUUGAAGCCCAGCCUGGGCAGUGUAGAAACUUAGCAAGCCCUUGUUUCAAAAUAAAAAAAUAAAAAGGGUUAGGAAUGUAGCACAGUGUGAAGGCCCAGGGUUCAAUCCCCAGUACCAAAAAACAAAGUCAAAAACAAAAUAAACCACCAAAAAUGCCAAAUACUGAUGACAGUGAAGCCCAGUUCAACUCUCUGGAAACUCAGAGCGCUACAACCAUUGGAAAACAAUUUGGCAGUAUCAUAAAAAUGGAAACUAAAGGUACCAUAGGACUCAGCAGCCCACUCCUAGAUGUAUAGCUAAGAGAACUGAAAGUACAUGGCCAAGCAGAUGUGGUGGCUCAUGCCUGUAAUCCCAGCACUUUGGGAAGCUGAGGCAGGAAGAUCACAAAUUUGAGCCGAACCUGGGCAACCUAGCAAGACCCUAUUUCAAUGUAAAUAUUUUUAAAAGGCUGGGGUUGUAGCUCAGUGCAAAGGCUUUGGGUUCAAUCCCCAGUACUGAGUUAAGGUACUAAAGAAACUAAAGAAAAAAAGAAAGAAAAUUUAUGUGCAGACAAAGAUUUCACAUAAAUGUCUCUGGCAACAUUAUUCAUAAUAGUUGAACAACAGAAACGACUUAAAUACCCAUCCAGUGCUAAAGAUAUAAACAAAACAUGGUAUAUGUAUUUAGCAAAAUACAAACUCAGAACAAAAUAAUAUGCCCAUGUCCAGAGCAACCUACGUGCAUCUCAGAAACUUCACGGUAGGUAGGGAAAUAAAUCAGAUACAAAAGACAGAUGAGUAAGAAUGUGCAAUUCUGCUCUUGAUCUUAGCCCAAAGGCCCAGAAGCAAUUGGAUGUAUAAUUCUGAAGAAGCCAAAAGAAUGAACCAAGAUGGGGUCAGGGCCUGCCCUGCAGCUGUAGGUAGAAGGAUGGAGAUGGCUGGGCUGUGGGGGGCGUAAAGGGAGUCUGGGGGACCAGUUAAAGAGCUAUGUAGGUCAUCGCCGGUGGUGGUUGCACAAGUGUAUGCAGCUUAAGCUGGGUGGACUUUACGGUAUAUAUGUUAUGCUUUGGUCAUGGUCUGAAGAGUGUGUGCAUUAAAUCUCAGAGUGAUUUCUGUGCCAAAAAAGCAAGAACUACUGUUCAGCAAAUAAAUUGUCCCUGGUGAGCAUCAAUUUAAAAUGCUUAAGCUCCUUUUCUUCGAAAUAUAAUUGUCUUUGCUUAUUAUAGCUAUUGCAUGUGAAAAAUACAUAUCAUUGUAAAUUUCAUAGUCAUUAUGAUUUAAAUAAUAGAAUGAAUUGUGAGAUUGUUAAUAGUUUCCUGCAAAUCUCUAUUAGUCAGUUUAAUUGUCCAUUAAUCUCCUGUGUCUAACAAAUUCAGGAAAAUGAAAAUAGUCAAAAAGCUUAUUUGCAUAGCUGAUACUUGAAAUUACAAGGUAUAUUAAACUGGGCAUAUGCCACAUGCCUGUAACCCCAGCAUUCUGGGAGGAUGAGACAAGAGGAUUAUAAAUUCAAGCCUGGUGUGAGCAAUUUAGUGAUCUUGGGAGACCCUGUCGCAGAAUGAAAAAAUAGAAAAGGACUGGGGUGUAUCUCAGUGUGGAGGCCCUGGGUUCAAUUUCUAAUACCACUGGCUAAGUAAAAACACAUAAAAUAUGUAGGCAUACUUUUUUAACAUAAAUGCUGGUGCUGGUCAUGUAACUGUAAAUAAUGUAGCAUAUUAUUUGCCAGAAAGCAAUGUCUACCGAGAAUAAUAAAUCCUAAGUAAAUUAAUCCAUGCUGAGCUAUUAAUUGUUUUUCAUCAUUGUUGCUACCACUACUGUUUUCAUCACUGUCCACUCUCAGAAGAAGAGUAAUUUUUAAAUUUCUUAUCCUGGAUUGAAAUUUUGAAUCAUGCAGCUUUAGGAGCAAUGCAAAAGAUGGUACUUCUGUCAACAAAGAAACGGGCACAUUGCCAGCAAACGACACACUUCCCAGAGAGGCUUCUGGGAAGAGUUCAUCGCAGGGGCGGUGGCUAAAAGGAAAGCAGUGGCCCCUGAGAGUUAGAGCAAGGGCUGCGGUGCGCCCACCUCAGCGGUAGAGCACCUGCCUCGCCCUGGGCUUGGUCCCCAGCACCACAGCAUGGAGGAAGAUGGAACCAACUUCCGGGGCUGUUUCAGCUAAAUACAAUGUGUAACUUCAGGUAAACCUUACUCUCAGAAUGCCAUUUAUUCUGUGAAUGUGCUUCGGAAUGAAGUCAUUUGCCUCUUUGAUUAAAUGUAAAGCAAGAUAAAAGAAUUAGGGAAAAUGCAGUAGAUCUCUUUGACCCUGUGAGAGGGUGCCUCUUUCUAGGUCUUUAUGUGAAAACAUUAGUGCUGUCAAUGGACUCGUGUCCCCUGCCGCUAGAAUCUGGUCUGGCUGUAUUUAGAGAUCCAGAUAAGGGUGGUAGAGAUCACCAGGCCCCCAGCUGAGCUCUGCAGUUGCAGGUGGCCUGCUGCAGCCUGGUAUUUUGUUACUGCAGCCUGAGCUGACACAGGGAGUUAAUGCAUGUGGAGCAUGAUGGACUACAGCAAACUAAACUUACUAAGAACGUGUGUUCUGUCAAAAAAUUAGACCCCCCCCCCAAUAAAAGACCCAAUCCAAAAAGGAAAGCGGAAUGGACACUCCACACAAGUCCCAAAGACCUCUAAAUACCUGAAGAAGUGCUCACCAUUGCCAACCUCUGGAGAAAAGCAAGUUAAAACAACACAGAGAUUUUACCUCACCGCUGAAAGAAUGGCUGUGCUCAAGUAAUGAAAUGACACAUGCUAGCGAGGAUGUGGGAGAGAGGAUGCUUCUGCACUGCUGGUGGGAAUGCAAAGCUCCGCAACUGCUGUGGAAAUCAGAAUGCAGAUUCCUCAAAAAGUAAACAUAGAAAUUCCAUUUGACCCAUUACUCACCUCCUCGGAGUCCUCCCAAAGGAUUGAAAGACAUCGUUUUACAGCACUCCGUUAUAGCACUCCGUGCACACUCGUUAGCAGCUCGCUUCAUAGUAGUUAACCAUAGCCCUAACCGUAACCCUGCAUCUUGGAGGCAGCCUGUAUCAACAGAGGAGUGGAUAAGCACUGCUGUGUCCUAAAGAAAUAAGCUUGAGUCAUUCAUAGAAAAGGGAUGCCCCGCCGAACUGUAACACGAGGUAAAAUAAAUCAGACACGUGGGCUUCGUUAUCACAGGGUUUUUCUUACGUGAGAAACCUAAAUUAUAAACAAGUGAAAUGAAAGGUAAUUGGAAACAGGGAGAUAGAACUUUAUCAAAGGGGAAGGGGAUGAAGAGGCGUCCAUGUGCCAGCUCCGCACAGGAAUGUAAACAGUCGCUACUGCAAACGUGGACUGCUUCUACUACUACUACUACUAGUACUAAUUAAAAGAAUGUAUGUAUGUUCUAAGCCUGGUGUGUGCCGCCUACUGUAGCUGUAAUCCUAGCUACUCAAGUGGCUAGGCAGGAAGAUCCCUUGAGCUCAAGAAUAUAUGUCUGAUUACCUUUUGGCUCAGUUAACUCUUCCUUGUAAAACGCCACUCAGGCUUGAUUUUUGUGUUUUGAGACAGGAUCUCCUUGUAACACAGGCUGACCUCAAACUCACGGUGAUGCUCCUGCCUCAGCUUCCAAGUGCUGGGAUUAUAGUUGUGCAUCACACUGCCCGGCUCCCUAUUUAGUCAAACAUGUGGUAUAGAGUUCAGAGCUUCUAGUCUCUAAGAGCAGGCCAUGAAAGCAAAGGAUGGUUAGUUAAAUCAUGAAUAUUUAUCUAAAGUAGUACAGUACUGAUGGCACUUCAGAACUUGCUCUGAAGGAUCAGUUUCUGUGACCAUCCUGCUGUUUUAAGUGGUUUUGAGGCGUGAGUGUGAAGCUCAGAAUGUAAGCUCAGGUUGUUGUCUUUCUAUCACGCAGCUGAAUUUCCAGUUGAGAUUUCAUUCUGCAGGGAAGGCAGGAAUCUACUCACUCGCUUUAGGGCUUUUCAACCCUCUGCAUUUUACCAGUACGCAUGUUGCUUUGGGUUUAUGGCUUAACUCCUGGGGCCAUUUAACUCCUAAAACUUCCUGUUCGUGGUGGCGUCUGGUCCUCAUUGGUCACAGAGACUUUCCUGGCGGAGUGCACAGCUGUGCUUGUCCAAAUCUCAGGUGCAAGAACGUCAUAGCACUGCUUUCAUGCAUGUUCCCUGACCAACAUGAAUGUUCUGAGUGGUCAAAAACCCCACUUGCCUAACAGCCAAAUGAUUUAAAAGUCACUUCUCCAGAGUCUUCCUGUCUCCCUGGGACAAGGCUGCAGGUCUGCUCUGCUCCUGGAUGUCCGCAAACCCGUUUGAGGGCUUUGCCACGCUUGCCCUCUGUCGUUGAGGUGCAGGGCACAGAAAAGCCCUCUUUGAUGCUUAUUUUUGAUACAAGUGCUUUAUAAGUAUGGGUCCUACCUCACCAAUUUAAUGCUUGAAAACUGUAUGGCUCCAGGGAGGAGUGGGCAGUGAUGGAGGUAGAAUAGGUUAGGAUUGGUGGAAAUAAUAAGGUCUGAAGUGUGCUUUAUCACUAAACAGUUCUUUGAUAAACCAGUUGUUUUUCCAGGUAAGCAAUAUCUUCCCCUGUUAAGUUUUGAAAGGGUAAAAUCAUCAUUCCUCAGCAUUUGUAAAAUUAGUAUGUAUAAAGGUUUUAAGUCAUUGGGGUUUUUUUGGAUUUGUUUGUUUGGUUUUUUUUUUUUUUUUUUUUUUUUUUUUUUUUUUAAGACAGGGUCUCCUAUGCAGUUCGGGCUGGCCUUGAGCUCACUUUGUAGCUCAGGUUGGUCUCAAAAAUGCAACAAUCCUCCUGCCUCAGCCUCCCGAGUGCUGGGAUUACAGGUAUGUGCCACCAUGCCCAGCUAAAGUCAUUGUUAAUGACGGUUAUAGAUGUUGAAUAGUUCAAAGAAAAAUCUAAAGAGCAGAUCCAUUUAUAGUUCAAAAUACUUUCUUUUUCUGUGUUUGUGUGUGUAUGCCUGUGUAUGCUACUGAGGACUGAGCUCAUGUCCUUGAACAUGCUAGGCAAGCUCUCUACCACUGAACAACACCUCCAGCCCCUUAUGUCUCUAUUUUUAAUUAAUAUCAUAAUUAUGCCCCAUGUUUAGGGAGUACACUAUAACAUUUCAGUAUGUGUAAAUGAUGUGUUAUAAUCCAGUCAAGUCAAUUAGCAUAGCCAUCACCCCAGGCAUUUGUCAUUUUGUGUGUGUUGGGAGCCCUUGAAAUCCUCUUGAGUAGCAAUUUUGAAAUAUUCAGUUCCUUGCUGUCAACUAUAGUCAUCCUAUUGUGCUGUAGGACAUUUUUUUUCCUGAGCCAGGUGUAGUAGCCAUUGCCUGUAAUCCCAGCACUCAAGAAGCUGAGGCAGGAGGACUGCUGUGAGUUCACGGCUAGCUUGAAUUACAAAGUGAGACCCUGUCUAAAAAAAGGGUGGGGGCCUUGACUCAGUGCUAGAGCUCUUGCCUUGCAUGUACAAGGACCUGGGUUUGACCUCCCACAUCACAAAAUAAAAAGUCAAAAAAAAGAUGGAAGUAUGCA
Molecule: messenger RNA, 13688 nt
Organism: Cavia porcellus (domestic guinea pig)
Lineage: Eukaryota; Metazoa; Chordata; Mammalia; Rodentia; Caviidae
Gene: Bltp3b
Product: bridge-like lipid transfer protein family member 3B
Exons: 22
Coding region: 265-4647 (1460 amino acids)
Source: RefSeq, a predicted model, not a curated record